Diaporthe citri is the source of this 414-nucleotide messenger RNA. RefSeq lists its product as uncharacterized. Gene Ontology annotation, biological process: DNA repair. The record is from RefSeq and is a predicted model, not a curated record. The coding region runs from base 1 to 414 and encodes 137 amino acids. The transcript is spliced from 3 exons. Lineage: Eukaryota; Fungi; Ascomycota; Sordariomycetes; Diaporthales; Diaporthaceae. Gene Ontology annotation, molecular function: catalytic activity.
AUGCCCCGCUCGGACGAGGCAGCGGCAUUCUUCCACGCCGUCUACUGCGCGGUGCAGGAGAUCCCGCACGGCAAGGUCACGAGCUACGGACACAUCGCGAAACUGGUCGGCACGCCCCAGCGCCCCCGCCAGGUCGGCGUCUGCCUGAAGCACCUCCCCCAGGAUGCCGGCGCGAGAUUCAACCACAACAAUGUCCCCUGGCAGAGGGUGAUCAACUCCAAGGGGAUGAUAUCUCCCAGGUCACGGCCCUCGGGGACGCAGAACCAGGCUGCUGCUCUACGGGCCGAGGGCGUGACGGUCACGGCUACGGCGUUGGGGGAGCUUACGGUGGACUUUGAUGAGUUUGGGUGGUUUCCUGGUGAAUUGCCUUCUGAGGCUGGGGGUGAUGAUGGUUUGGAUGAGGAUGAGGAGUGA